UGGCUCUCUGCACUGCGUCCGGGGAGAGCGGCCGGUCUAUGGUGGUGUGCUUCUGCUCGCGCGGGACAUCAGUUGCGCGCCCCAGAGCGCCAGGAGCCCGACUGGCAGCCGGGACCGCCUUUCCUACCUGCACCCGUCGACAUCCCUGCACCCGGGACUCCCUGACUCUGCGCUCCCCGGAGUCCUGCGAGGCGCGUUCUUGCUCCGUGCCUUGGUCUCCGGGGCGGCGAGGGGAGAAGCAACCUGCGCCCGAGGUCUGCGAACGGCGUCCGGCGCGAGGUGCGGGAUGGAGCGCAAGGUGCUGCUGGCCAUCGCUCUGUGGCUCUGCGUCGAGACCCGGGCCGCCGCUAUAGUUCUGCCUAGUGUUUCCCCUGAGCCACCAAGGCUCAGCGUGCAGAAAGACAUACUUAGAAUUACGGCUAAUACAACUCUUCAGAUUACUUGCAGUGGGAGGAGGGACUUGGACUGGCUCUGGCCCAACAACCAAAGUGGUUUUGAGAAAAGAGUGGAGGUGACCGAAUGCAGUGACAAUGUCUUCUGUAAGACCAUCACAAUUCCCAAAGUGAUCGGAAAUGAUACAGGAGCCUACAAGUGUUUCUACCGGGACACUGACAUUGCCUCAGCCGUUUAUGUCUAUGUUCAAGAUUACAGAUCUCCAUUCAUUGCUUCUGUUAGUGACCAACAUGAAGUUGUGUUCAUCACUGACAACAAAAACAAAUCUGUGGUGAUUCCAUGUCGUGGGACCAUUUCAAACCUCAAUGUGUCACUUUGUGCGAGGUAUCCAGAGAAGAGGUUUGUUCCUGAUGGUAACAGAAUUACUUGGGACAGCAAGAAUGGCUUUUCUAUUCCCAGCUACAUGAUUAGCUAUGCUGGCAUGGUCUUCUGCGAAGCAAAAAUUAAUGAUGAAAGUUACCAGUCUGUUAUGUACAUAGUUGCAGUUUUAGGAUAUAAGAUUUAUGACUUGGUGCUGAGUCCUUCUCAUGGAGUCGAGCUGUCUGUUGGAGAGAAACUUGUUUUAAAUUGUACAGCAAGGACUGAACUAAAUGUGGGGCUGGACUUCCUUUGGGAGUUCUACUCUUCUUUGAAGCACCAGCAUAAGAGACUUGUGAGCCGCGACAUAAAAACCCAAUCUGGGAAUGAGAUGAAGACAUUUUUGAGCACCUUUACUAUAGAUGGUGUGACCCGGAAUGAUCAAGGGUGGUACACCUGUGCAGCUUCCAGUGGGCUGAUGACCAAGAGGAAUAAGACGUUUGUCAGAGUCCAUGAAAAACCUUUUGUUGCUUUUGAUAGUGGCAUGGAGUCUCUGGUGGAAGCCACUGUGGGAGAUCACGUCAGAAUUCCUGUGAAGUGCCUUGGUUACCCUCCCCCUGAAAUAAAAUGGUAUAAAAAUGGAAAACCCAUUGAAUCCAAUCAUACAGUUAAGGUGGGGCAUGCACUGACUAUCAUGGAAGUGAGUGAAAAAGACAUAGGCAAUUACACUGUCAUCCUGACCAACCCCAUUUCAAAGGAGAGGCAAAGUCAUGUGGUAUCUCUGGUAGUGAAUGUUCCACCCCAGAUUGGUGAGAAAUCUCUGAUCUCUCCUGUGGAUUCUUACCAGUAUGGCACCACCCAGACCUUGACAUGCACAGUCUAUGCUGUCCCUCCCCCCCAUCACAUCUACUGGUAUUGGCAAUUGGAGAAGGAUUGCAUCUACAAGCCCACCCAAGCUGUCUCAACAAACCCAUAUGCUUGUCAAGAAUGGAGGAAGUUGGAAGACUUUCAGGGAGGAAAUAAAAUUGAAGUCAACAAAAAUCAGUUUGCCAUAAUUGAAGGGAAAAACAAAACUGUAAGUACCCUUGUUAUCCAAGCAGCAAAUGUGUCUACUUUGUACAAAUGUGAGGCAAUCAAUAAAGUCGGGACUGGAGAGAGGGUCAUCUCCUUCCAUGUGACUAGGGGUCCUGAAAUCACUUUGCAGCCUGACAUCCCACCAACUGAGCAGGAGAGUGUGUCAUUAUGGUGUACUGCAGACAGAACUACGUUUGAGAACCUCACAUGGUACAAGCUUAGCCCACAGGUUCUGCCAGCCCACACUGGAGUGUUGCCUACACCUGUUUGCAAACACUUGGAUACUCUUUGGAAGAUGGAUGCCACCAUGUUCUCCAACAGCACAAAUGACAUUCUGAUCAUGGAGUUUCAGAAUGCAUCCUUGCAGGACCAAGGGAGCUAUGUCUGCUUUGCUCAAGAUAGGAAGACCAAGAAAAGACACUGUGUGGUCAGGCAGCUCACAGUCCUAGAACGCAUGGCACCAAUGAUCACAGGAGAUCUGGAGAAUCAAACAGCCAGUAUUGGGGAAACCAUCGAAGUUUCAUGCACAGCAUCUGGGAACCCCUCUCCACAGAUUACAUGGUUUAAAGAUAAUGAGACGCUUGUGGAAGAUUCAGGCAUUGUACUGAAAGAUGGGAACAGGAACCUAACUAUCCGGAGGGUGAGGAAGGAGGAUGAAGGACUCUAUACUUGCCAGGCAUGCAGUGCUCUUGGCUGUGCAAAAGUGGAGGCAUUUUUCAUAGUAGAAGGUGCUCAGGAAAAGACAAAUUUAGAAGUCAUUAUUCUAGUGGGCACUGCAGUGAUUGCCAUGUUCUUCUGGUUACUUCUUGUCAUCGUUCUUCGGACUGUUAAGCGGGCCAGUGGAGGGGAACUAAAGACAGGCUACUUGUCCAUAGUCAUGGAUCCAGAUGAGCUCCCCUUGGAUGAACACUGUGAACGCCUGCCUUAUGAUGCCAGCAAGUGGGAGUUCCCGAGGGACCGGCUGAAACUAGGUAAACCUCUUGGCCGUGGUGCCUUUGGUCAAGUAAUUGAAGCAGAUGCCUUUGGAAUUGACAAGACAGCAACUUGCAAGACAGUGGCUGUCAAAAUGUUGAAAGAAGGAGCAACCCACAGUGAACACCGAGCUCUCAUGUCUGAACUCAAGAUCCUAAUUCAUAUUGGCCACCAUCUCAAUGUGGUCAAUCUCCUAGGUGCCUGUACCAAACCAGGAGGGCCACUCAUGGUGAUUGUAGAAUUCUGCAAGUUUGGAAAUCUAUCAACUUAUUUAAGGAGCAAGAGAAAUGAAUUUAUCCCCUAUAAGAGCAAAGGGGCACGGUUUCGUCAGGGGAAAGAAUAUGUUGGGGAAAUCACCAUGGAUCUUAAACGUCGUUUGGACAGUAUCACCAGUAGCCAGAGCUCAGCGAGCUCUGGAUUUGUUGAAGAAAAGUCCCUCAGUGAUGUGGAAGAAGAGGAAGUUUCUGAAGAGCUGUAUAAGAACUUCUUGACCUUGGAACAUCUCAUCUGUUACAGUUUCCAAGUGGCAAAGGGAAUGGAGUUUUUGGCUUCAAGGAAGUGUAUCCACAGGGACCUGGCGGCACGAAACAUCCUCUUGUCGGAGAAGAAUGUGGUUAAAAUCUGUGACUUUGGCUUGGCCCGGGAUAUUUAUAAAGACCCAGAUUAUGUCAGAAAAGGAGAUGCUCGCCUGCCUUUGAAAUGGAUGGCUCCGGAAACUAUUUUUGACAGAGUAUACACAAUUCAGAGUGAUGUGUGGUCUUUCGGUGUUUUGCUCUGGGAAAUAUUUUCUUUAGGUGCUUCACCAUACCCAGGAGUUAAGAUUGAUGAGGAGUUUUGUAGGCGGUUGAAAGAAGGAACUAGAAUGAGGGCCCCUGAUUAUACCACACCAGAAAUGUACCAGACCAUGCUUGACUGCUGGCAUGGAGACCCCAAUCAGAGACCCACAUUUUCAGAGCUGGUGGAACAUUUGGGAAAUCUGUUACAAGCUAAUGCUCAGCAGGAUGGCAAAGACUACAUUGUUCUUCCCAUAGCAGAAACUUUGAGCAUGGAAGAGGAUUCUGGACUCUCUCUGCCUACCUCACCUGUUUCCUGUAUGGAGGAAGAGGAAGUGUGUGACCCCAAAUUCCAUUAUGACAACACAGCAGGAAUCAGUCAGUAUCUGCAGAACAGUAAGCGAAAGAGCAGGCCUGUGAGUGUAAAAACAUUUGAAGAUAUCCCGUUGGAAGAACCAGAAGUAAAAGUAAUCCCAGAUGACAACCAGACGGACAGUGGUAUGGUUCUUGCAUCAGAAGAACUGAGAACUUUGGAAGACAGAACCAAAUUGGCUCCGUCUUUUAGUGCACUGAUGCCCAGCAAAAGCAACGAGUCUGUGGUAUCCGAAGGCUCAAACCAGACAAGCGGCUACCAGUCUGGGUAUCACUCUGAUGACACAGACACCACUGUGUACUCCAGCGAGGAAGCAGAACUUUUAAAACUGGUGGAAACUGGAUCACAAGCUGGCAGUGCAGCCCAGAUGCCCCAGCCUGAUGCCGGGACUGUAUUGAGCUCUCCUCCUGUUUAAAAGGAGGCACCCAUGUCCCCCAACUCCUGGAAAUCACACACGCGGUGCUGCUCAGAUUGUCAAAUGUUGUUCUUUCCACCACCAGGAAGUACUACAUUUGAAAAAAAAAAAAAGGACCUCAGACUGCAAGGAGCCAGUCCCUUUAGGCAUUCCCUGAGAAGAUGCUUAUGACCCAAGAAUGUGUUCUUGUCUUCUCCCAGUGUUGAACUUACUCUCUCUUUGAUUCCUUCUAAAACCAUGUAUGAUGCCCUCUACUGUGGGUCUCCCAGUAGGUUAUAGCAGAUAGAGCAAUGACUCUGUCCCAGAAAAGUAGCAGGAUCUGGAGAGUUGACACCUUUGUAAAACCAGAAGAUAAAGCAGGCAGAGUAAAUGUGCUAGGUGUUGAAAACUGGAAAGACCAUUAGGGCCAAGUCUGGCAAAGAAGUUUCAUAUAGAAUGUGAGUCCAGAGCUAAGUCUUACAUAUGUGCUUAGGAUUGAUUAAAAGGAAGAUUAUGGCUGCCUGUGAGCACUCAGCGGAACCUGCAGAUACAUUCUGUUGGCACUGGUGGAGGUGGGCAAGGACUCUGUGAGGAAAUGUAGACUUUAAAUGAGGUGACUGGAUUUAGAAGAUUGCGUGCUCUUCCCAGUUGGGCUAAAUGAGAGUUCCUUGUGCUGUUUCCGACUCCUAAUGAGAGUUCCUUCCGGACUCUUACGUGUCUUCUGGCCAACCUCCAGGAAGGAAAUGAUGGAGCUCUGGCUCCUUGUCUCCCAGACUGAUCCUAUAUUCAGAGCCCCACAAAGAAAGGAGAUUCAGAUGAAGGCUCCCUGUUGUGUUGAAGACUUCUGACUUUAUACAUCAGCUUCUGGUUUCUUCUGCAUGAAUGAACAACACGUAUCUGUCCCAAUGUAAUACGUCUGGGCCUGAAUGCAGUAGGUGCCAUAUCCAGCUGUGGUGUCAGAGCUUCAAGGGAUUUUACUUUGUUCCUUCAUCCCUUCCCUUAUUAUCAUGCUCUAUGAAUCUUCAUCCAGUCUGUAUUUUAGUAAUUUGGCCUUUACAUACUAGUGAAAGCUAAUUUGGCUUAUUCACUCACUGAAUGGUUAUUAGCCAGAUUUCAAAAGUAUUUUAUAGUCAAACGUUAUAAUAACAUCUAUUGUAUUUUUUUAGAUUUCUAACACAUAAAGCUUUUUCUACUGGUUUUUGCCAUUUCUCUUUCCUUUUUUUAAAGAAGAAAAUGGAUGUUUUGUUUGGUGCCAUAGUAUGAGAUGCUGGGAACCAUGACUAUAAAGCAUGCUAUGGCACAUGUAUUUAUAGUCUGUUUAUGUAGAAACAAAUGUAAUAUAUUAAAACCCUAUAUUAUAUAUAGUGAACUUUGUACUAUUCACAUUUUGUAUCAGUACUAUGUAGCAUAACAGAGAUCAUAAUGCUUUCAGCAACUGAUGCCUUUUUAUUAAAAAGUUAUUGAACAUUUUGAAA
This is a messenger RNA of Erinaceus europaeus (western European hedgehog), 5811 nucleotides long. It is a transcript of the gene KDR, whose product is annotated as kinase insert domain receptor. NCBI's taxonomy places the organism in Eukaryota, Metazoa, Chordata, Mammalia, Eulipotyphla, Erinaceidae. Bases 287 to 4357 code for a protein of 1356 amino acids. The transcript is spliced from 30 exons. Gene Ontology annotation, cellular component: membrane; signaling receptor complex. Gene Ontology annotation, biological process: cell migration; multicellular organism development; endothelial cell differentiation. Gene Ontology annotation, molecular function: growth factor binding; ATP binding; vascular endothelial growth factor receptor activity. The record is from RefSeq and is a predicted model, not a curated record.